CACCUUCCCUACAUAUAAUUAGAGGUGUUCCUUGGAUUCAAAUCACAGUCAGCUUUAUCUUAUGAGACAUUAUUACAAGCUGGAACUUAACAGAAAUGUUCUGGACUGCCAUUAAACCUACUUGUGCCAACACUUUAGCUACACUACUUAACUUCGAGCCUUCACUGGAAGGUUAGUGCACAUUACAUGUAGUGCAAGUUAAAGUAAAUCAGGCAUAGGAUAUUGGAUAUAAGGGUUUUUUUUUUAAAAAAUUGAGUUUAUACCAUGAAGGGUCUCUGUAAGUGAAUGUGUUUUGAUCAGUGCUGCCUGAACAGAGAAAUUCUGUUGCCAUAGGUUACUAGGUAUGUUAUCUCCUGUACACUAUAUGUGACCUUAGGCAUCCAGGCAUGGGGAGUUGACAGGAGAGUUUUUACAAUGGGAGGUUACAUACAGUUGGUUAUCUGUAUGCAUGAAACUUCAGUAACAUCCAUCUACAUUCUCCUAAGUUUUGUGCCUACCUUCAUUUCUUUUCCAAAUAUAUAAAAGGGAGAAAAGUCUACAAUCUAACAGUUAGGUCUCAGGGUUUGAGAUGCUGUGAAUGUUGUUUUUGUGUUGCAUGUUGUGAAUGUCGAAUGCUUGUUUUGAUACCUGAAAACUUCAUAGAAAGGACAAAAGCAAGUAUAACACUAUUUAGUGAAAAUGUAGUGAUGCCAUACUAAUGAACUUUAAGAUUUAAUAUAGGUAGAGGUGAGGAGGACGAUAGACAAGAUGAAUUAAAUCAUUUGUAGGUUAUAUAGGACAGGAAAUGCUCAGAGAUUAACUCUACACACUCAUUUGAUCAUUGUGGAUGCUGUGGAUAUUACAUGUCAUGGGAAUGGCCUGGCCACUAUAAGUUGGAGAGGUAGUACAACAAAAUUGGUGCUUGAUGAGAAUGAAGGUGCCAUGUUUCUGUUUUGGUAUUUUGAUAAUUGUGGAAAUGUUACAUUAUUACUCCAGGGAAAUCAUUUGAUUAUUUGGUGAUUCCACCACCAAGUGCAAACUGUGUAUGCUGGAAAUGUGAAAAGAGAUGAAGAGAGAAAGAGGAGGGGUAAGUGAUUAAGAGACAGAGAUGCUUUCCAAAGCUGCUUUCUAAAGCAGAAUGUGGAAAAAAAGGGACAACGAGAAACAGGGUCGGAAAGACAGCUGGAUUGAGGGUUGGAUAUUAAUGCUAAUGUAAGUAAUAAUCUCAAUGGAAGCAGGAAGCAUGAAUACAAUCGAUGUCCCACAGGAUAAGAUUGUAAAAAAGGGAUCCAUUAAAAACAAGAUCGAGAAGCUGAGGAGAUGGAGCACCUCCCCAGGUGGGAGCUUCAAACACUCAUCCAAAAUGAAGACCCUCAGCUUGAGGUCACCCACCGAGGCAGAAGAAGACUUAUGUAAUGACGAGAAUGAGCGCAGGAAACUCAGACCUAUGGUGGCGUCUGUUUUUGGUCAGGACAGAGAUCUCAGGCCAGAAGAAAUUGAAGAACUGAAGGAAGCCUUCAAGGAGUUUGACAGGGAUAAGGACGGCUUCAUCAGCUGUAAAGAUCUUGGCGAGUGCAUGAGGACAAUGGGCUACAUGCCUACAGAGAUGGAGCUGAUUGAGCUCAGUCAGCAGAUCUGUGGAGGCCGGGUGGACUUUGAUGACUUUGUGGAACUAAUGGGGCCUAAAAUGUUGGCUGAGACAGCAGAUAUGAUUGGAGUCAAGGAACUGAGAGAUGCUUUUAGAGAGUUUGACUCUAAUGGUGAUGGUCAGAUCAGUCUGGCGGAGUUGAGGGAGGCCAUGAAGAAACUGAUGGGUCAGCAGCUGAACCAAAGAGAGAUUGAUGAGAUCCUGAGAGACGUGGACCUGAAUGGAGAUGGCUUAGUCGAUUUUGAGGAGUUUGUGCGGAUGAUGUCUCGCUAAACCCACAAGUAAAGAAGAAAGACCAAUGAAUCUAUUAAAUCCUGCUAUGAAGAGAGAGAAAUACUACCCAUCUAAAAGAAAAUAACCUAAUGUAGUAUAUCUCAUAAUGCCCUCAUUUUCUAUGUUUUUUUUUUUUAACGUUUAAUGUAAUGAACCUGAAAGAUCUAAUAUCUAAUUUAAGAGUCAGUAGUGGCAAUUUAUAAGAUUAUGUGGUUAUAAACACAUAAUUCUCUAGCAGUGUCAAAGAAUGUAGAAAACUGGCUGGCACAUCACACAUUUCAUCUUUAAUAUAUUUAUUAUGGUGUUAUUGUAUUCAUAUCAGUGAUUGUAAAUAUUUUGUAAUAGUUUUUUUCCAUUUUAUUAGCACUACAUAUUUAUAUAAAUUAUAUAUUUGGGCUUUAAAUGCCGCAAAAUAUACUGCAUAUGUGGAUCUUUUAACUUUCAAAUGAAGUGACUGAUGUCACACAAAGGUCAUAUGGCCAUAAUGAGAGUUACAUAGUACAGUAAGAGGACAGAUGUGAUAUAGCUUUUUCCAGCACAAUCUAAAAACUGUGUAACAACUUCAUUUGGAUAAUCCUGUAUGCUCUUUAUCAGAAUUUACCUUCUCUUUUUGUGAUCUUUCUUGUUCUGGUACAGACCAGGUAAUAUGAUUCAAAUGACUCUUUCUGCUUAUUUAUUUUCUCAGGUCCCUUUUUCUGUAGAACUCCAGGUUAACACCAUCCUAUCUGAUGAUGACUGUAAAAUAAACUAUUUCUGUGCCCUUAGCCUCAUCCAUGACAGAUUAUGUUCAGAUUAAAUAUGAAUGAGAAUAGAUUCAAGAGAAGUGCUGUUUACAUAGAACUUCUAAUGGAGUUCAAAUGCAUAUUUUAUUUAGAAAACAUAAAUACGGGUAUUGAUUAAUAUAAAACGUGACAAUGCUGAUGUUAGCAAACCGGCCCUGCUCUGUUAGUCUGUGUGGCCUACUGUGUCAUGGCUAAGCUGUUGUUGCUCCUGGAUGCUGCCAUUUCACAAUAAUAGCGCUUACAGUUGACCGAGGCAGAUCUAGCAUGGCAGAAAUGUCAUGAAAUUACUUGUGGCAAAAGUGGCAUCCUAUGACAGUGCCACGUUUAAAGUCAAUGAGGUGUUCAGUAUGUUUGUUUCAGUGUACAUAGCCAUGGCGAUUGCAUGGCUAUGUACUUGAUUUUAUGCACCUAUUAGCAUAGGGUGUGGCUGAAACCCGUGACACCUGAUCUGAUCCAGCUCAUGAAGCGCUCAUUAGUUCAUUAACAAGAUGUUGAAUGUUGGAAACAGAGGAAGCCUGAAACUGCGUAGAGCAGCAGGU
Messenger RNA from Pangasianodon hypophthalmus (striped catfish), 3221 nucleotides. RefSeq names its product calcium binding protein 2a (gene cabp2a). Lineage: Eukaryota; Metazoa; Chordata; Actinopteri; Siluriformes; Pangasiidae. The transcript is spliced from 7 exons. The coding region runs from base 1208 to 1900 and encodes 230 amino acids. Gene Ontology annotation, molecular function: calcium ion binding. The record is from RefSeq and is a predicted model, not a curated record.